AUGCCAAAUAUAUGGCAAGUGUUUAGCUAUGAAAAAGUGGCCAAAUAUUUAUCAUAUUCUUUCUUAUUACUCCUCAUUUGGGCCACACUUUGGUCGCUCACCGGAGCGGAAGCCCUCCCACCCGAUGGCUAUCUCUUCAACCUCUUAGUGGUGUUCACUUUGGCCGUCAUAUUCGGACAAAUACUCGAAUGGCUGGGACUGCCGGCGCUCUUAGGGAUGCUUAUCAUUGGCUUCCUAUUGGGAAACCUCUUCGACAUGACUCUAAACAAGAGGUUAUCAUCAGUGCUGCGAUCGCUAGCGCUCGUCAUAAUCCUGUUGAGGGCGGGCCUGGGAUUGGAUCCCAAAGCUAUCGUCAAGCUAUCGGCCGUAUGUCUGCGCCUGUCGUUCAUCCCAUGUCUGGUCGAGGCGGUGACCGUAGCCCUCGUCUCCCAUCUCUUACUGGGCUUCCCUAUCGUCUGGGGAUUCCUAUUGGGCUUCGUGUUGGCAGCCGUCUCCCCGGCAGUGGUGGUGCCCGGGCUGAUAGGCCUACAGGACCGGGGCUACGGUGUGGACAAAGGUGUGCCGACUCUAGUGAUCGCCGCCGCCAGUGUUGACGACGUGUUGGCCAUCACUGGCUUCGGCCUCUGUCUGGGACUCGUGUUCGACAGCCAGUCCUCCAUCGCGUGGAGUGUAUUGAAAGGACCGGUGGAGGCGAUGUCGGGUGUGGCCUACGGAACACUCGCGGGACUCAUCCUAUGGUAUAUCCCUGCGAAACGCGAGUCACAGGCGCUGAGGAUUACUAUACUAUUGCUGUCGGGAGUGUUGGCGCUGUUCGGCAGUAUAGCCACUCAUAUGGGCGGCGCCGGACCCCUGGCCUGUCUGGUCGUGUCG
This is a messenger RNA of Oppiella nova, 870 nucleotides long. Lineage: Eukaryota; Metazoa; Arthropoda; Arachnida; Sarcoptiformes; Oppiidae. The record is from the annotation of a GenBank genome assembly.